GUGUUGCGGUAACAUUACAUGUAUUACGAUAACGGUUGCAUAGCCAUUAUGCGGCUCAUUAGGAGUUGGAGCGGAAGAUCCUGCAGAACCGCUACAGGAAGGUGAUACUGCGAAUGGAAUAUGGAGUGUAUGCCAGUACCUAUUGAUGAUCUUGAGGCCAAAAAGGACCCAGUCAUAGAUGGCCCAGUCAUAGAUGACCCAGAGCACAAUGUAUACACCAGGUUUAUGAAGUCCCACCGGUGUUAUGACCUUGUACCUACCAGCUCCAAAUUGGUUGUUUUUGAUACAUCACUUCAGGUCAAGAAGGCCUUUUUUGCUCUAGUUUCUAAUGGGGUAAGAGCAGCGCCUCUGUGGGACAGCAAGAGGCAGUGCUUUGUUGGUAUGCUAACCAUCACAGACUUUAUUAACAUCCUUCAUCGCUACUACAAAUCUCCCCUGGUUCAGAUAUAUGAGUUGGAAGAACACAAAAUUGAAACAUGGAGAGAGCUGUACCUUCAGGACUCUUUCAAACCCUUGGUUUGCAUAUCUCCCAAUGCAAGUUUGUAUGAUGCCGUAUCAUCUCUGCUGAAGAACAAGAUCCACAGAUUGCCUGUAAUUGACCCUCUGACUGGAAACACGCUCUAUAUUCUCACACACAAGAGGAUCCUCAAGUUCCUGAAGCUUUUUAUCUCAGAGAUGCCAAAACCCUCGUUCUUGAGACAAACCUUAGAGGAACUGAACAUCGGGACAUUCCAGAACAUAGCAGUGGUCCGCACAGACACACCACUGUACACGGCGCUUGGUAUUUUUGUUGAGCAGCGAGUGUCAGCGCUCCCUGUUGUGGACGACAAAGGUCGAGUUGUGGACAUAUACUCAAAAUUUGAUGUUAUUAACCUUGCAGCAGAGAAGACGUACAACAACCUGGAUGUGACAGUAACGAAAGCCUUGCAGCACCGCUCUCAGUACUUUGAAGGUGUGCUGACCUGCAACAGGCACGAGACCCUGGAGGCCAUCAUAAAUAGACUGGUGGAGGCCGAGGUGCACAGGCUUGUGGUGGUGGACGAGCAGGAUGUCGUGAAGGGAAUCGUCUCCCUCUCAGAUAUACUCCAGGCACUAGUGCUUACUGAUGGAGAAGAGGCUUGAAGAAGCACCUCAAAGCAGGAAAGGCUACACAGUUUUAAGAGGAUGUCAGAGCAAAAGGAGAAAGAGAACAUUAUGACUUAUAUUGAAGUAUCAUAUAUCCCUGGAACCAGCUUUCCUGUAUUCACACACAAAGACGUCUCCCUCUCUGCAUAAAUAUCAAGUUUUAGCAACCCAGCCGUAUAAAGUUAUAUUAGGACAGGACAUACAGAAGCUCCCGUAAAUCGAGCCAAAUUCCAAGCCACAAGCGAGAUGUUAAAGCACAAGAAAACUCUGAAGAGGAACCGUAGCCUCUCAGGAUGACCAGACGUCAUUCCCACCUCUGUGGUGCUAAUCUACGUAGUAGAGGACCAUUAAUUAUGACUUUGAUUACAAAUGUAUUCCCGAUUAUAUAAAUUAAGUAAUCCGUUACCAGCUAAAGGAAAACUGAUUUAGCUGUAUUGCAUUUUGUUGCCAGUAUUUAAUUUCUAUAAUAAGGCUGAAAUCUAGAUGCACAUAAAACCAAUGAAAUACUGUUUGACUUUGUCAGAUCAACAUUCGGGUGUGUGUUGUUCUGGCACGUAAUGAAUGACAUUUGACUGAGCCCUGUUCUUUGUACUUGUAAGUAGUAUAAUGUUAUCAGAUCACCAUUCAGCUAGUUUGAUUAUUGAAAUGCAGGUGGAGGGUUAAUUUGCAGUAUUUAUCUGUAUGUAUGUGCCAUUCAUACAGCACAUACAGUAUAUACAUACAAAAACUACAAGCUACCUUUGUGUGGGGAAAAAAAAAAGAUGUAGCAUAGUUUAUCACUCAAACACUAGACCUGGGCAGAUAUGUUUGAAAAAUGAUUUCCCAGGUGUAAAAUUAACAAAGAGUUCAGCUUCAGGAACUGUUAAAAAAAUUGAUCUAGGUACAUUUUAAACUAGUUUCAAUUGACAGAAAUUUGACAGUAACAGUUGAGUUAUGUAAAUUUGUCAACAAUGAAAUGAAGAUGCGAGAGCUACCAGUGUGUGAAGAAUCCAAGGGCUCAAGUUUUAAUCUGUUGUGUAGCCAGACCGCAAAGUAGCAAACCCGGAAGAGCACUUUAGACUUCCAUGACAACCUCAUUGUUGAAGUCUACAACAGCACGGAGGAAUCUGCUGUUUAGAGACGACCAUUCAUUGUGCUGUAUUCUGUUUAAAUGCACAAGCUCUGGAUAUUUAUGGAUUUUUUGUUUUGCUAUUUUGUCUGCGUUCUCCUGUAUAACAAAAUGUUUAAUAGAUUGUACAUUAAACUUAGAGAAACUUUUCUCUGCCUGUUUUUUACCCACAUUUUGGGUUUUUGGCAUUGUUAGCGUCAAAAGGGAUUUGGUUUUUGCUUCAAUGCUGCAAAAUCAAAAACAAAUUCACAGUUCACGUAAAAAGUAAUGGUCAAGUUAACAAUUAAUGAUUUAAAUCGUUUUGGUGUGUUAUGUUGAUGUCAGUUAUAGUCAGUGAAGACAUGUCAAAAGUCUGGCAGGUUUAUCAACUGUUUUCCAUUCAUUGUGUUUAGGGAACUUUAUCAAAAUCACUAAAAGCCAGCAUUUACAUGUCAUAUUUCCUGUUUUGGUAUUUAUGAAAUUGAAUGUGUACAACUGUAUGUAAAUGCACAGUUUUUGUACUAAUCUGCAUUAAUAUAAUUUAAACGAUGAGCAAUAAAGGUUCUUUGAGUUUGU
Micropterus salmoides (largemouth bass) is the source of this 2788-nucleotide messenger RNA. It is a transcript of the gene prkag1, whose product is annotated as protein kinase, AMP-activated, gamma 1 non-catalytic subunit. Lineage: Eukaryota; Metazoa; Chordata; Actinopteri; Centrarchiformes; Centrarchidae. The transcript is spliced from 13 exons. Bases 121 to 1122 code for a protein of 333 amino acids. The record is from RefSeq and is a predicted model, not a curated record.